Molecule: messenger RNA, 834 nt
Organism: Aureobasidium vineae
Lineage: Eukaryota; Fungi; Ascomycota; Dothideomycetes; Dothideales; Saccotheciaceae
Source: the annotation of a GenBank genome assembly
AUGGCACCACACGCAGACUCAGAGAAGGCCGGUGUAGCCCCCAACGAGCCGGGACUCGAUGAGCCCUCCGCAGCACUCCAGUUUGCCGACAAGCACGAAGAACGUGAUUAUCUCAAGGGUCGUCUUGCCGCAGCGUUCAGGAUCUUUGGAAAGUAUGGGUUUGACGAAGGCGUGGCUGGUCACAUCACUCUUCGCGAUCCUGUAGAUCCCGACACUUUCUGGGUCAAUCCCUUUNNGGUGGCAUUCUCACUAAUCAACAAGUCCGACCUGAUCCAUGUCAACGAAGAAGGCGAGAUCAUUGGCGGUGGCGAGACCAGGCUGCUCAACACAGCAGCAUUUAUGAUCCACAGCGCCAUCCACAAAGCCAGACCUGAUGUUAUGGCUGCAGCACACAGUCACAGUAUCUACGGCAGAUCCUUCUGCACAUUAGGCAGGAAGCUGGACACGAUUACACAGGACGCAUGCUCGUUCCAUGGAGACCAUGUCCUCUACGAGUCGUUCAAUGGCAUUGUUCUCGCCGCUGAGGAAGGAGAGAACAUUGCCAAAUGUCUCGGCAACAAGAAGGCGGCACUGCUGCAGAACCAUGGUCUCUUGACUGUGGGCAAGACGGUGGAAGAGACGGUUUUCUGGUUCGUGUCUCUUGAGAAGUGCUGUCAGGCGCAGCUGCUCGCAGACGCGGCAGCAGGGGGCCGUGGAGGCGAGACCAAAAAGAUUGAUGAAGAGGAUGCGGUGUACACAUUCAAGGCGAUUGGAUCCCCAAUGGCAGGGUACUUCAGUGCCAAGCCAUUGUUUGAUGUGAUUCACAAGGAGACAGGAGGUGACUACCUUCAGUGA